AUGGCCUACGUUGACACCGAGGAAAAGCAGAAGAAGGAGGAAAAAUGGCGCCUCAGCCGGCAGCAGAUCAUCCAGCACCAAAAGAAAAGCCUCCUCUUCACCCCGUUCAGCGUGGGCUGGGUCCCGAACACCGCCAGCGUGGCGGUGGUGGGGCAGUACCCCAAUAACCACGGCGCCCUGAGCUUCUUCCGCCUGGACAAAGGGGAGCUCGACGAGGUGGUGGGGUUGCGGGUGGAGCACCCGCUGAAGUGCGGGACCUUCGGCCACGCCGGCCAAGACCCCGCGACCUUCGCCGUGGGGGACUUCGUCGGGGGGCUGCGGGUGAUGGAUGUGGAGCGGCUGGGCGAGCUCACGUCCGAGCGAGGGAAGGUGUGCGAUUUAUCCCCGGCCUCCACCUUCCACGCCCCGCACGCGCACGGGAGUAUUAUCAACGCGAUCGACGGCGCGCGCGGGGUGGGCCCCCCGGAGAUCGCGACGGGAAGUCGGGAUGGGGGGGUACGGGUGUGGGAUGCGCGGCAACCCGAGCGCCCGGUGGUUUCCCUCAACCCCGCCGACCCCGCGCGCGCGCGCGAUUGUUGGACGGUGCGGCUGGGGAAUGGCGUCGACCCCGACGAGCGUGUCCUUGCCGCCGGCUACGACAACGGCGAUGUCAAACUUUUCGACCUCCGCACGCAGCGAAUGGUGCAUGAGAUGAGCGUGAGCAAUGGGGUCUGCGAUCUGGAGUUCGACCGAGCGGAUAUCGAGAUGAAUAAGCUGAUUAUCUCUUGCUUAGAGGGACGGGUCCGGUGCUAUGACCUUCGCACGCGGCACCCGAAGCUGGGCUUCGCCUAUGUCGAGGAGCGGGUCUCCGAUGGGACCGUCUGGUGCUCGCGGGCCUUACCGCAGAAUCGGGAGGUGUUCAUCAGCGGCGGUGGCGGCGAUCUCACGCUUUGCCGGUAUCAAUACCCUCCCGAGCGAUCCUUGAAAGAUCAGGACGGCCUCACGAGAGGUGUCGCGGGCGCGGUGGAGGAGCUGAAUAAGGCUAAAAUAGGGGAUCAACCGAUUAACGCAAUAGAUUGGAAUCGAAGUAAAGAAGGGCUGCUGGCUUGCACGUCGUUUGACCAAAGCCUGCGGAUCGUACUCGUUUCAAAGUUAUCGUUGUUAUCCUAA
Phytomonas sp. Hart1 is the source of this 1149-nucleotide messenger RNA. The record is from the annotation of a GenBank genome assembly. NCBI's taxonomy places the organism in Eukaryota, Euglenozoa, Kinetoplastea, Trypanosomatida, Trypanosomatidae.